UGUUCCAUUGAUAGUAGAGGGUGUGUUCUGUGGGGCUCGUGAGUAUGUACGAUAGGGACAACGGGAAUGUAAACAGGCUAAACAGAAGAGAUUAUUAUGGCGGACACAGAUGCGUCUUGGCAGAGUGGGGGCUAUGACGUGGAGCUGUUUGUUGAGACCCCUGACUAUGACCUGAUCUGCACCAUAUGCCAGGGGGUCCUCAGGUGCCCAGUAAGAGCUGCAUGCCACCAUAUCUUCUGCAAGAAAUGCAUUUUACAAUGGCUAAAGAGACAGGAGACGUGCCCCUGUUGCAGAAAGCCUGUUAAUCAGAAUUUAAUAUUUGUGAUGUUCAAGCUGAGCAAAUCAAUUGGUCGCCUAAAGGUUAAGUGUAAAAAUGAGAUCCGGGGUUGUCCGUCCACCUUCCCCCUCUCGGAGCAGUACUGCCACAGCAUGGGCUGUCUGUUCGAGCUUGUCCCCUGCCCCUACCAGGGCUGCCGGGCACAGCUCCUCCGCAGGGACCUGGAGACCCACGCUCGGCACUGUGAGCACUGGCGCCAACCCUGCCACAUGGGCUGUGGCACAGUGCUCUCACACCGCACCCAGGCCCAGCACAACUGCUACAAGGAGCUAAGGCAUGAGUACGAGGCAAGGCAGAGGAACCACCGGGCCAUCGCAACAGCCCUCCAGAGGAAGAUGAGGAGGAUGCAGAGCACCAUGGCCCACAUGAAGCGGCAGAUUGGCCUCAUCUGUGAGAGCCUUGAGGUCAUGGAUGACCUGGUGGAGGUGGAGGAGGAGGAUGUGGGGGAAAGCAGUGGCAGCAGUGGGACACUGAGUAGCAGCAACAGUAGCUCCUGAAAAGCAAGGGCUGCAGCUCUGGCUGCAUGCCACAGUUAACCUGAUGUAUUAUUGAUGCUAAUUUGUCCAUAUUUGCUUGAAUGUGUGUUGAAUUGCACUGAAUUUGUCUUAUGAAGGAUAAAUUAAACUAUUGAAACUAUUGUGUUUUGUAAAUAAAGUCCAUAA
Messenger RNA from Hypomesus transpacificus, 999 nucleotides. Its product is annotated as RING finger protein 151-like. Gene Ontology annotation, cellular component: plasma membrane signaling receptor complex. The transcript is spliced from 4 exons. Gene Ontology annotation, molecular function: zinc ion binding. Gene Ontology annotation, biological process: positive regulation of JNK cascade; regulation of canonical NF-kappaB signal transduction. Lineage: Eukaryota; Metazoa; Chordata; Actinopteri; Osmeriformes; Osmeridae. The record is from RefSeq and is a predicted model, not a curated record. The coding region runs from base 97 to 834 and encodes 245 amino acids.